Molecule: messenger RNA, 1894 nt
Organism: Lemur catta (Ring-tailed lemur)
Lineage: Eukaryota; Metazoa; Chordata; Mammalia; Primates; Lemuridae
Gene: BROX
Product: BRO1 domain and CAAX motif containing
Exons: 14
Coding region: 477-1712 (411 amino acids)
Source: RefSeq, a predicted model, not a curated record
CCCCGCCCCGCUGCACCCGGGGCCGCCAUCGCUAUCGCGGCAUCCGCCCUCGGCUCCAGAGCCCAAACCAACUCCCUUCCUCUCUGGGGAAGAGGCCGCCGCUCGAGAGGAAGGACCAAGGAGGGCAAAUUAGAGAGGGCUGAUGAACAGAGCGUUCUGAGGGGGCUGAGACACCGCGGCAGACCCCGCCCCGGAGCGGCGAGCACUGCCGCCUCGGUAGCUGUCAUGGCCGCCGGGCCACGUGACCCCGGCUCGGCCCGGGUCCGGCUUCUAGACGCUCUAGUUCAGUAGUCUCGUUCCUCCGACUCCCUCCUUUUCUUGUUGCAGGCUCCGAUACUGCCUUUCCUCCCUCAGGAGGACCGCGCUACAGACUCUGAGGAAGCCGGUCUGAUCUAAACAUAGACCACCAUAGACAAUCAGUUAAAACAAGAUUGAUUAACGGCAAGGAAGCAUUUUAUGUAAAACAGCUGGAGAAAAUGACCCAUUGGUUUCAUAGAAACCCAUUAAAAGCCACAGCUCCUGUCUCUUUUAAUUACUAUGGUGUGGCCGCUGGUCCUCCUGCUUCAAAAAUUUGCAAUGAUUUGAGAUCAUCCAGGACACGCCUCCUUGAACUGUUCACUGAUUUGAGCUGUAAUCCAGAAAUGAUGAAGAAUGCAGCAGAUUCAUAUUUUUCUCUUUUACAAGGUUUCAUAAAUUCACUGGAUGAAUCUACCCAAGAAAGCAAGUUACGAUAUAUUCAAAAUUUCAAGUGGACAGAUACAUUACAAGGACAGGUUCCAAGUGCCCAACAGGAUGCUGUUUUUGAAUUAAUUUCCAUGGCAUUUAAUGUAGCUUUAUGGUAUACCAAAUACGCUUCAAGACUGGCUGGAAAAGAAAACAUAACAGAAGAUGAAGCAAAAGAAGUACAUCGAAGCCUAAAAAUUGCAGCCGGGAUUUUUAAACAUUUAAAGGAAAGUCACCUCCCAAAGCUGAUCACGCCCGCAGAAAAGGGAAGGGAUUUAGAGGCGCGGCUCAUGGAGGCUUAUAUCAUCCAGUGUCAGGCGGAAGCUCAAGAAGUAACAAUUGCUCGAGCAAUUGAACUGAAACAUGCUCCUGGACUAAUCGCAGCACUGGCUUAUGAAACCGCCAAUUUCUAUCAAAAAGCCGAUCAUACUUUAUCCAGUUUGGAGCCUGCAUAUUCUGCUAAAUGGAGAAAAUAUCUUCACUUGAAAAUGUGUUUCUACACAGCUUAUGCCUACUGUUACCAUGGUCAGACUUUAUUGGCUGGAGACAAAUGCGGGGAAGCAAUCAGGUCUCUCCAAGAAGCAGAAAAAUUUUAUGCAAAGGCAGAAACACUAUGUAAAGAAUAUGGAGAAACCAAAGGGCCUGGACCGACAGUCAAACCUUCGGGACAUUUGUUCUUUAGGAAACUUGGAAACCUUGUGAAGAACACCCUAGAAAAAUGUCAGAGAGAAAAUGGAUUUAUUUACUUUCAAAAAGUUCCAUCGGAAGCCCCACAACUGGAACUCAAAGCGAAUUACGGUCUUGUAGAGCCUGUACCUUUUGAAUUUCCUCCUGUAAGUGCUCAUUGGACACCAGAAACGUUGGCUACGUUUGAUCUCACCAAGAGACCCAAGGAUGACAGUACCAAACCCAAACCGGAGGAAGAAGUGAAACCUGUGAAAGAGCCAGAUAUCAAACCUCAGAAAGACACUGGUUGCAGCAUCUCCUAAAAUACACCUGGAAUACAACGUGCACUUAGAAGUUCUCUGCUAGUAAAUAAGAUAAACCAUGGCACUGGAGUUCAUAUGUCUUGAAAUGAUUUCUCUGAAGUCUAUAGAAUCGUUAUUACAUUCAGAGGGAAUCUGCCUUCAGUUUAUUUGUUCUUGAUUAUUAAUAUAGUGGAGAUACUAUA